CGUAAAGACACGCGGAAGCGAAAGAAGAAAAACAUCGAAAACGCCCCCUCCGUCCACCUGAAACUUGUGACACUUCAGUUUAUCUGGGUUGUUGUUGUUGUUGUUGGCAUCGCUGUAUUUCCACUUGAGUUGUUUGUGGGGGAGAUAAACAUGGAAGCUAAACUAAAGACGGAGUUGGGGACAACCAUGCUGAAGUCUACCGGUCACUCAGGAGGUGGAUGUAUCAGCGAGGGCCAGAGCUAUGAUACAGACACCGGGAGAGUGUUUGUGAAGAUCAAUCACAAGAGCGAGGCUAAACAGAUGUUUGAUGGAGAGAUGGCCAGUUUGGACGCCCUUUUAAAGACAGACACUAUCAAAGUACCCAAACCUGUGAAGGUGAUUGAGCUCGACACAGGGGGAUGUGUGCUCGUGAUGGAGCAUCUGGACAUGAGAGGUCUGAACAAGUUCUCAAAGCACCUUGGAGAGCAGCUGGCAGAUCUGCAUCUUCACAACAAGAGAUUGAUGGAAAAAUUUGAAAAAGAGCAGCAGACAGUGGGAAAAGGAGCUGAGCAGUCAGAUGUGGCUGUUGUUGGGAAAUUUGGAUUUAGUGUACCUACAUGCUGUGGAUAUCUACCACAGAGAAACGAGUGGCAGGAUGACUGGGUGACAUUUUUCUCCCAGCAGCGGCUGCAGCACCAGCUUAACAUGGUGGAGAAUUCUUAUGGAGACAGGGAGGCCAGAGAGCUGUGGGCCAAGCUACAGCUGAAGAUCCCUCAGUUUUUCACAGAUCUGGAGAUGGUCCCUGCUCUCCUCCACGGAGAUCUAUGGGGAGGCAACGUGUCAGAAUGUGCAGAUGGCCCAGUCAUCUUUGACCCUGCUUCCUUCUAUGGACAUUCAGAGUUUGAGCUGGGUAUCGCUGGAAUGUUUGGUGGCUUCAACAGAUCUUUUUACUCUGCUUACCAUGAAAAGAUUCCUAAAGCACCCGGCUUUGCAGAGAGAAACCAGCUCUACCAACUCUACCACUAUCUGAAUCACGGGAACCACUUUGGUGGUGGCUACAGAGGCUCCACAAUAGGAAUUAUGAAGAAGUUACUGAAGUAAUUGCACACACUUUGUAGAAAGCUUCACAUGUCUUAAAGACAAGCCAAGUAUUAUGUAUAUAUUGACAGAGGCUAAUUUGACCAAUAAGUGUGGAUAAUUGUUAGAGAGACUAAAACAUAACAUUUCAGCAUUGUAGUAUAUCUUUUUUAGUGUGUAUAAAACUGCCCUGACUGCUCCAACCAUGAUUGUAUUGUAUGAUUUAACAAUGAUACAAUCGUAAUUAUCUCCAAAUGAUUUAUCUUCUUGACUGACUGUUGAUGUCACAGGCUGAUAUACUACAUACACCUACAGAGUGUUGCUAGUAGCAAUGUAUUCACUGUUUAACCAACAAUAAAUCCUCAGAUGAUCCAAA
Molecule: messenger RNA, 1432 nt
Organism: Pleuronectes platessa (European plaice)
Lineage: Eukaryota; Metazoa; Chordata; Actinopteri; Pleuronectiformes; Pleuronectidae
Gene: fn3krp
Product: fructosamine 3 kinase related protein
Exons: 6
Coding region: 151-1080 (309 amino acids)
Source: RefSeq, a predicted model, not a curated record